AUGUUGGCUUCAUCCGCUUCGGUGAUUUCCGGAAAUAAUAAUCACAUUCUCGUGGUGCAUGCUUUACCCGAGUUGAAAGAGAAGGGAAAAAAUUAUCGGGAUGAAAUGAUGAAUGUGUUGGGCAUUGAAAAUUAUAACAAGGAGCAUGAUUUGGAAUCGGAACAUGUAACCAUGCCGUUAAACACGAAAUAUUACAGUACAAAUAUUUGUCUUCAUUUCUGGGAUGUGGCACAACAUUCAAUUUGUCCAUUUGAUUGGGUAAAUAAGAGUGUGCAAGUGAUCAUUGGUAUUCCUGAUUAUCAAUCGGAUUUAGUCUUGGAAAAUAUUUUGAAAUAUAAGAAUGAAAUUGAAUCUGGCUUUAUUUAUUAUAUUGACGAGCCACAUGAUAAGGUGAAAGAUGAAUCUCGACAUUGGUGUGUUGAAAAUAAUUUUGAAUUGAUUGUAAAGAAUUACAAAAAGGAGGAACAGGAGGAAGAAGAAUCUGCAUCAAUUAUUGACGAUAAAAGAGGAGUGGAAAGAUUGAUGGAGGCUUUGGAAUGUACCAUGUGGCCUGAUAUGGUUCGUCACAAUCCAAAAACUUUAUCAAAGUCCAUGCCUCAAAAUAUUUCAGAAUCUAAGGAAGAGCCAAUAGCUGCUUCUGAUGUCAAGAAGGAUGAAAAGAAGGAAAAGCCACAAGCAAAAACAACGGAAGAGCUUUUGGAAGAAGAGGAAAUCUUAGAAGAUGAAGAAAAGGAAAUGAAAGUCUUGGAUCAACUCAUGACAGAAAUGCUCUUCUUGAGGAAAGAAGGAGCCAACAUUCCACAUGAAGAACGAAAAAAGAGGGCGGAAAUGACUGCUCUCAAGCUCAUGGCAAUGCUUGGUGAAGAAGAUUUUGGUUCAGACGAGGAAGACCAAUAA
This is a messenger RNA of Naegleria lovaniensis, 897 nucleotides long. RefSeq lists its product as uncharacterized. The transcript has a single exon. The record is from RefSeq and is a predicted model, not a curated record. Lineage: Eukaryota; Heterolobosea; Eutetramitea; Acrasida; Naegleriidae. Bases 1 to 897 code for a protein of 298 amino acids.